AUGUAUUGUCGUUUAUUCCUGUCCAAAUCUAUAUCAUCUUUGGCAUCAAUAGGAUUUUCAAAUUGGAAACAGAUUAGUGAACGUUUAAAAGAACAUGAAUUAUCUAUUCCACAUAAUACAGCUCAAGAAAAAUGGAUACAAUUACGUAUGAGACUUGAUCUUCAUAAAACUGUAGAUAAUAAUAUACAAGAUAAUUUAAAUGUUGAAAAAGAACGUUGGCGUAGUAUUCUUAAACGAAUUAUUGCAUGUAUAGAAUUUUUAGCAGAACAUAAUGACGCUUUUCGUGGUACAAAUUCUAAAUUAUUUACAGCAAAUAAUGGUAAAUUUUUAGGACUAAUACAAAUGAUUGCAAAAUUUGAUAUAAUUAUGGCCGAUCAUUUGAGACACGUAUGUAAUGACGAAAUACAUGAUCAUUAUUUAGGACCUAGGAUCCAAAAUGAACUUAUAAUAUUGCUACAAAAAUACGUAAUGAAAUAA
Molecule: messenger RNA, 477 nt
Organism: Aphis gossypii (cotton aphid)
Lineage: Eukaryota; Metazoa; Arthropoda; Insecta; Hemiptera; Aphididae
Product: zinc finger MYM-type protein 1-like
Exons: 1
Coding region: 1-477 (158 amino acids)
Source: RefSeq, a predicted model, not a curated record